Durusdinium trenchii is the source of this 1324-nucleotide messenger RNA. The record is from the annotation of a GenBank genome assembly. NCBI's taxonomy places the organism in Eukaryota, Dinophyceae, Suessiales, Symbiodiniaceae.
AGACUCACGCGGGCUUUUGAGGGUAGACGCCGUAGCUUCGCUUGGCGCGAAGAAGUAGGAGCCCUCAAUGCCCAUGAUCCGAUGCUGAACCGCUGGCUGCUCGUCUCUUUCUGCGUGCUCAUCUCCGCCGAACGGCCGAGUGCAGAUGAAGUCUCAUGGAUGCAGAGCUCCAGACUACCUGGCCCUUCCAGGCAGAACGUGAGCAACGAGACGAGAGCUAGUUCUCUAUUUGCAGGUGCGGAAGGACGCUUCCUGGAGCUCGCGCACCACAUACGGGUCCUGGGGUGGUCCUAGCUCAGAUUGCCAGCAAGGUGGAUGGCACUGAUACCACGGUGAUUUUUCUCCUCUUUGGAGCGAUGCUCCUAUGCUUCUUCGGCUUGCUCUGGUGCUUCGCUCAAGUGGCUUUCCAGGAGAUCUUCAAGUCGGAGCCGAACGAGGCCGAGCACGUCGUCCCGCCCCGAAGUGUGCAGGUGCCCUUUGUGGAGCCAGCGGAGAGCAUCAAGCAAGAGGCUUUGCCCGCCAUGUGUCCACAGCUCCUGUCGGCCAUGCACGCGCCCUUCAUCGUACUGCGACGGCAUCUGUGCCAGGACAGCGAUGGCGGUUGGUCUCUGAACAUCUUCUCCCAGAACUCUCAUCGAGUGCUUCUCUCUGCCACGCUGCAGCUGCGGGACUCGCAGCGGAAAUCCAGCUGCGUGGAGGUGCGGCACUUGGAGAAAGACGAGCUUCUUGGGACCGUCACGUCCAACCUCGAAGUCCUGCUUCCGGACGGCCGAACGUAUGGUCGGCUGCUGGCGCACAAGGGAGCGUACUUGCUCCAAGAAGAGAAUGGCCGCGAAGCACGAUGGUCCAUGGCAGCAGAGGAAGGGCGGAUCUCUAUCAUCUGGCUGCCAAGGAGGGGGGUCCGGCACCCGGGUGUUGCAAGACCUCAAAGACGGUCUGCACAAGCUAGGUGGACGACCCACACACCACCGGAGCAGGGGCACCUUGCUUGCGACUGCCGUUCGUCCCGAAGGAUCGAAUGGACACAGGCUGGAGGUGACGAACAUCUCGGGCGUGGAUCCGGUCUUGGUCCUGCUCUGCUCCCUGGGGGUAGUGACCUUUGAUGGAAUCCUUGGGCUGGUUGAACCGGAACAGUUCAAAGCAGAGAAGACAGGAGGCGCCGCUUGGGACCCCUCGCCGGGGCUGAACAGCCUGCCCUCGCCCUUCUCCCCCGGCACGUCCAGCGGAGCUCGCGCCUGAGCGCGCGCGUGUGCUCGCGGUCCCGCGGUCCCGGUGGGAACGAAGUCGACGUCCGUCUCCAAAGAGAGAGCGCCCGGCCGAAAAC